AUGCUGGGGCUCCGUGUCCGCAUUGCAGAGCUUGCCAGUUAUCAGCCAGGAGUCCCCACGGGGGAUUCAGGCGCACGAAAUAGCAGUGCUGAUCUACAAACAAUAGUCGAUGAUGAGCCUCAGAACAUCGCCCUCGACCAAGCCGAUGCGAUUUCUUCGUCGUCGACUCUGCCCGACCUCUUCCUCUUGCCGCAACCAGCAAUUCAUGACCAACUUUCGGGCCAAGAGCGCGGUCCUUUAGGAUCUGUCGGAGUUAUAGGAUCGCUGUUAGAGGGUGCAGAUCCUCCUUUCGGUCGACUUUCUCAAGUUUCGUCGGCGGCGAACAACCCUUCCCUGCCUCAGGAUGACACGUACUCUGAGGGGCAGACCUUGGCUGACUCUUCAAAACUUCUGCUUCCCAGUGCGCAGAGUAGCCAAGAAAAAGUAAUGUGUUCCUGGCCCGGAUGCUCGAGGCUUAUCAAGAAGGAGAACCGCACUCGCCAUGUGAACGAGAUGCAUUGGCGGAAGGUUAAGGCUGUCUGCGCCGGCUGUGGAAAGGAAUUCGCGCGCCCGUAUAUGAAGAGGGACCAUAUCCGUCGGGCCAAAUGUAAAAGUUCCUAG
Molecule: messenger RNA, 600 nt
Organism: Suillus paluster
Lineage: Eukaryota; Fungi; Basidiomycota; Agaricomycetes; Boletales; Suillaceae
Exons: 2
Coding region: 1-600 (199 amino acids)
Source: RefSeq, a predicted model, not a curated record